AUGAAGCUUUUCCAGUCUAGUGUUGCCGCAGCACUUUCGCUGGCACCACUUGUCGCUGCCACCUGCGAUUUUGUCGGUGGUAACUACUACUGCUCCCAGACAGAUGCUGUUGUUUAUCAAAACGUCGGUUACUCGGGCUCCUACCUGGAUGUCACCAGUAUGGACGAGACGCAAUGUUCUUGCUCUCAGGAAUCCGUGUCUUUCGAUGGCUCUUUGUCUCCUCUUAACGAGGAACUUUCUGUUCAUUUCAGGGGUCCGCUAGAAUUGUUGCAAUUCGGUGUUUACUACCCAUCUUCUGGCUCUUUGAAUAAAAGAGAAGAUUGUGACGUCGCUACUCGCCAUCACGAUCACAAGCGUGAUGCUGCGGUUGCAGUUGUCCACGUCACCUCUACCAUGUACGUUGACGGUAACGGCAAUCCGGUUGCUUCCACCAACCCAUCUGCUACUGCUGUUUAUGCCACUUCUUCUUCGUUGGCCCCAGCUGCCACCACCACUUCUUCUUCGGCUGCCGCGCCUACCUCGAACUCCCAUGCAGCAGCAAGCUCUUCUGCAACUGCUCCUCAAUCUUCUUCGUCAAGCCAAGGAAAGGUCUCUUCUUCUGCAUCCUCCUCAUCUUCGUCGUCCGCUCCAUCUUCUUCCUCGGGGUCCAACUCUGGUUCUGGCUGGAAGAGAGUAUCUUACUACACUCCAGGCUCGGCCAGCAAUUUGACCUUCAUGAACCACCAAGGUGGUACCGCCGGUUCUGGUACCUGGUCUGCAUGUUUCGGUAACUCGAUCUCUUACUGUGCGGCAGAUGGUGUGUCUGGUGCUGCUUCCCCUCAAGCUUUGAACCAAGUGACUUUGGCCUCCAACAAAGAGUACAUGAUCUUUUCCGGUGUCGACUGCUCAGACACCUCUUCUGGAUCAUGUGGCGUUACCCGUGAUGGCAUUCCUGCUUACCACGGUUUCGGUGGUGACACCAAGAUGUUUGUGUUUGAGUUUUCCAUGCCUCAUGAUUACUCUUCCUCUUACAAUCAAGACAUGCCUGCUAUCUGGAUGCUUAACGCCAAGAUCCCACGUACGCUUCAAUAUGGUAACUCUGAGUGCUCGUGCUGGGGUUCUGGAUGCGGUGAAUUGGAUCUUUUCGAAAUUUUGUCCUCGGGUAGCGAGAAAUUGAUCACACACUUGCACGACGGCCAGGGAAAUAACGGUAACAGCCAAGGUGGUGGUGGUACUCAGGAUUACUUUGCUAGACCAACUUCCAACACUUUGAAAGCUGCCGUUAUUUUCAAUGGUGCUGACAAAACUUUGCACGUUGUGCAAGUCACUGGCAAUUUCGAUUCGAGCUUGAGUGCCAGUACCGUCCAACAGUGGUUGAGCCAAAGUGCAUCGGUCGCUAACCUUGCCUAA
Messenger RNA from Lachancea lanzarotensis, 1389 nucleotides. RefSeq names its product LALA0S04e04060g1_1 (gene TOS1). The record is from RefSeq and is a predicted model, not a curated record. Gene Ontology annotation, cellular component: fungal-type cell wall. The coding region runs from base 1 to 1389 and encodes 462 amino acids. The transcript has a single exon. Lineage: Eukaryota; Fungi; Ascomycota; Saccharomycetes; Saccharomycetales; Saccharomycetaceae.